CGUAUGUAUUGUGUAAUACAUGUAGCUACAUACGUGGUUUAUAUCGUACAAUUCCAUUCCGUUCGAUAGUGUUCAAUACAACAUACGCUUAUCCUAAUUGAUAACCUGGUUAACUACCUAUAUUAGGUACCUAGGUUAAGAAUUCAUCCAAGUCUCCAAGUCUACAUAGCAAUGGCGGAGCAUCCUUCCUUCACACUGGCGGCUUUGCUUGCCGCUGGCGGGACUGCUGGAUUCAUCAGGACGGGCUCGAGGCCGUCGCUUAUCGCGGGUCUGGGAUUAGGAGCGUCUUAUGCGCUUUCCGGCUACCUCAUAAAAGGCAACAAGGACUACGGCACGGAGCUCGCGCUAGGAAACAGCAUCGUCCUGCUGGGCUCGGCCGUGCCGCGCGUCAUCAAGACUAAGGCCCGCGCUCCGGUGCCCAUCGGCUUGCUGGUUGCCGGCGCGCUUGCCACGUUCUACUACCAGAAGAAGGUCCGGGAGUUCCGGUUCGGCGUGUAGGGUUUGAAUUGUUUAGGAAGUGGGUAUGAAAGAGAGAGAGAGAGUGGUCCCUCUCUGAAGAAACCCGGGUUCGGCUGGUUAUCGAUCGAUGUGUAAGGUAUCAGAAAAACGGUGGGUUUGUAUGAUAGUAGGUAGCUAAUUGUGUAUCCCUCCUCAUGCAAACAAAGAACAGCUCGACCGAGUUUCGGCUCACCACGUGGAUUUCAGAUUCAGGAACCACUUUGCAUCUUCACAUGUUCACGGCUUUCAUGUAGUAGUAGUAGUAGUAAUAAUAGUA
Messenger RNA from Daldinia loculata, 775 nucleotides. Its product is annotated as transmembrane proteins 14C-domain-containing protein. The coding region runs from base 172 to 498 and encodes 108 amino acids. Gene Ontology annotation, cellular component: membrane. The transcript is spliced from 3 exons. Lineage: Eukaryota; Fungi; Ascomycota; Sordariomycetes; Xylariales; Hypoxylaceae. The record is from RefSeq and is a predicted model, not a curated record.